Molecule: messenger RNA, 1825 nt
Organism: Polistes canadensis
Lineage: Eukaryota; Metazoa; Arthropoda; Insecta; Hymenoptera; Vespidae
Exons: 8
Coding region: 101-1765 (554 amino acids)
Biological process (GO): purine nucleobase metabolic process
Molecular function (GO): hydroxyisourate hydrolase activity
Source: RefSeq, a predicted model, not a curated record
AGUGGGAAAGGAGAAGAAGUAGUAAGGCAUUGAUGAAAGCGAAAUCGGCCAUUUGCUAGGGAUUCUUUAGUUAGCUAGGCUAGGCGAUAUAAACGUCUUAAUGGGAGAUAAAGAGUCUGCAACUAUGUUAGCUAUUAAGGCCACAAUACGCGCUAAUAUGCUUGAUACAGCACCACGAUUAACGCCAACAGGAAAAAUUAGUCAUGCCAAAACUCGCGUUUAUACACAACGAUAUCGCAAAGAUUGGGAACAGAUGCCGGAUUUUAAAGGAUGGUUGACGUCAGUAUCAAAUCAACCUACACGUGCUUUUUGCCUAUAUUGUCACAAAAAUCUUCAUGCUCAUCGACUAUCUCUUUUAAAACACACAUGUACUAUGAAACAUCAACGAGCAGCUUUGUCGCAUCUUGUGGAAAAACACAAAAAUAUAGAAAAUAACAAAUGUGGUACUAUGGUUGAUAUGAAAGUUGAAGAAAGCAAUGUUGUUGAGACUCUUGAAAGUACACAAGUAGAAACUGAAGAAAAUGAAGAUGACAAUGAAUAUAUUGUUGAAAGAUUAGAUGAUGUAGAUGAUGAUGUAGAAUUAAAUGAAGUACAAGAAAAGCAAGAAGAAGAGGAAGAAGUAGAAUAUGCAGAUGUCGAAGAAGAUGAACAUGUACAUAUACCCUCUGAUGAGGAAGAUAUUAAGCAUAUGAACAAAAAAGUUAAAUUAGAAUACGUGGAGGAUUUUCAGGAAAAUAGUAGGGAUACUUUAGCAGAAGCAAUGGCUCAUGUACAUGGUGAAUAUUUAGAUGAAGUUGAUGAUCAAGAAAAUAUUCAAAUGGAAAUGAUAGUAGAAUCUGAAGAUCAAAACGUUGAAAUUCCAGAAAUUUCAAAUUUUACUAAAACUGUAGAUAAUAAUAAAAAAAGGACAGAGGAACUUGAGAAUAAUAGAUCUAUUCUGCGUAAAAUUAAACAUGAUAAGAGAGCAGGACUUAAACUAUCGCAAGAAGAUACAAAGUCUCAAACAGAUUCAGGACUAGUAAUGACAUGUCCCUUGCCAUUAUUGGGUACGACGACUUAUCAAAUAAAUUCUUCAGUUGCUGGAACACCUACUACAAUAGGGGUAUUACAGCCAGUAAAUACCCUUCCAAUAGCACCGACGCAAAAUAAAACAAUUACUGUAACAUCAGGUGGUAAAAAAGUAACUUUAACAGGUGGUCCUUUUCAACCCGGUACUCAAUACAUACUCAGUAAAUUAAAGGGCAAGUUACCAUCAUUAAUUAUGACAGAAAAGACAUCAAUUAGUGCCAAUAAGCAAGCUAACAAGUCAUUACAAAUAGACAAAGAAACACAAGAACAGUCGGUUAUAGCUAGCACCAGUCAAUCACUUCCAAAAAACCAUGUUAUUUUGAAACCUGUUCAACUUGCAACAAAGAAGCCACGCGUUUCUACUUAUGUAAUUGAUACCAGUAAAGGUGUUCCUGUUGUAGGAUUACAAGUUAGUCUCUAUAAACUUUUGGAUGGCAGAUGGACAUUUUUAACCGAGAGCAAUACGAGUACCGAUGGUAGAUGUGCAAAUUUGUUAGAAAAAGCGAAAGUCAAUUUUACUACUGGUAGAUAUAAGAUACAUUUUGAUAUUGACAAAUAUUUCACUUUUAGAAAAAUAGAGACUAUAUAUCCAUUUAUAGAAAUUGUUUUUGAUGUAAAAAAUCCAAUUGGUCAUUAUCAUAUACCGAUAUUGUUAAGUCCAUUUGGAUACAGCACUUAUCGUGACACUGAUAGCUGAGUUGUAAUCAAAAGUUGUAAAUAUUUUUUUAAUUUUCUUAAUAAAUAAUGAGUAAUAUAA